CCGCCGGAGCUGCUGGCGCACCAGCCCUUCCAGGUCAUCCUGCGCUACACCUCCAUCGACGCCCCUGCUGUCUGGUGGCUGGGCCCCGAGCUGACCUACGGCCAUGCGAAGCCCUUCGUGUUCACCCAGGGCCACUCCGUGUGCAACCGCUCCUUCUUCCCCUGCUUCGACACACCUGCCGUCAAGUGCACCUACUCCGCCGUGGUCAAGGCCCCUACGGGGGUCCAGGUGCUCAUGAGCGCCACCCGGAGUUCCUUCUCGGAGGAGGAGGGUGUGUACCACUUCCACAUGGAGCACCCGGUGCCCGCCUACCUCGUGGCCCUGGUGGCCGGAGAUCUCCAGCCAGCGGACAUCGGACCCAGGAGCCGUGUAUGGGCUGAGCCCUGCCUACUAUCCACGGCCACCAGCAAGCUAUCGGGCAUGGUAGAGCAGUGGCUGACCACGGCUGAGAGACUAUAUGGGCCCUACAUGUGGGGCAGGUACGACAUCGUCUUCCUGCCGCCCUCCUUCCCCAUCGUGGCCAUGGAGAACCCCUGCCUCACGUUCAUCAUCUCCUCCAUCCUGGAGAGCGACGAGUUCCUGGUCAUCGAUGUCAUCCACGAGGUGGCCCACAGCUGGUUCGGCAACGCAGUCACCAACGCCACCUGGGAGGAGAUGUGGCUCAGCGAGGGCCUGGCCACCUACGCACAGCGGCGCAUCACCACCGAGACCUACGGUGCGGCCUUCACCUGCCUAGAGACGGCGUUCCGCCUCGACGCGCUGCACCGGCAGAUGAAGCUGCUGGGAGAGGACAGCCCGGUCAGCAAGCUGCAGGCCAAGCUGGAGCCAGGUGUGAACCCCAGCCACCUGAUGAACCUCUUCACGUACGAGAAAGGGUACUGCUUUGUACACUACCUGUCCCAGCUCUGCGGAGACCCUCAGCACUUUGAUGGCUUCCUCCGAGCCUAUGUGGAGAAGUACAAGUUCAGCAGUGUGGUGGCCCAGGACCUCCUGGACUCCUUCCUCAGCUUCUUCCCCGAGCUCAGGGAGCAGAGCGUGGACUGCCGGGCAGGGCUGGAGUUUGAGCGCUGGCUCAACGCUACGGGCCCCCCACUGGCAGAACCGGACCUGUCACAGGGGUCCAGUCUAACCCGGCCAGUGGAGGCCCUCUUCCAGCUGUGGACGGCGGAGCCCUUGGACCAGGUGGCUGCCACGGCCAGCGCCAUCGACAUCUCCAAGUGGAGGACCUUCCAGACGGCCCUGUUCCUGGACAGACUGCUGGACGGCUCCCCGCUGCCCCAGGAGGUAGUGACCAGCCUGUCCCAGUGCUACUCGUCCCUGCUGGACUCCAUGAACGCCGAGAUCCGCAUCCGCUGGCUGCAGCUUGUGGUCCGGAAUGACUACUACCCCGACUUACACCGCGUGCGGCGCUUCCUGGAGAGCCAGAUGUCGCGCAUGUACACCAUCCCGCUGUACGAGGACCUCAGCACCGGCGCCCUCAAGCCCUUCGCCCUGGAAGUCUUCUACCAGACCCAGGGCCGGCUGCACCCGAACCUGCGCAGAACCAUCCAACAGAUCCUGUCGCAGGGCCUGGGCCCAGGCGUCGAGCUGGCUGCUGAGCCGGGCGCUGAACGGGACGCAGGCAUGGGCGCGGACACGCCGGCCCUGCUGCUCGGGGACGAGGCCCCAGGCACUGCCCUCUCUCUCAGGGACGUCAACGUGUCCGCCUAGCCUGUGCGGGCUGCCCACCACCUCCGGACACCACGAUUGUGCCUUCUGGGUGCGACCGGGACCACCCAUCCCCCGUCCGCGUGGGCUCGCCAGGAUGCAGGGUGCGGGUUUGCGCGGGGCACGGGCUCUGUGGGGUUUUGCCCAGGCCCCUGCGGCGGCCCCCGGGGCAGCGUGCCCUCCGUGCGCGCAUAGGGGCCGCGCCCAGCCCGGACUCCCGGCAGCAGGCGCGGGUGUCCACGCCAGGCCCCCCGGUGACCACCACACUGUGCCUUACGUUGCGGGCGGCCUGGCCAUCCUCUGUCUGUCUUGCCGCCGCAGCCUCCUGGGCAGAGGGCCAGGGACGCAGACUUGCCCUCUGUUCCCCAUGCUUCUGCCAGGGGGCACCAGGGAGAGGCAGCACGACCCCAGGGAGGGGCCAGGGGCCCAGGAAAGCCUUAGCCCCUCAGGGAACUGGCGUCCUAGGUGGGAACAGGGUGGGGCGAGCGCACGGGCGAAGCAAUACCGCAGGGAAGCGGCAGGUGGCGCCGGUGCUCUCCUUAGGCCACCUUGCUGCGGAGGCGGCCGUUGGGGUCUCCAGGGACCACUGGGGUGAGGGCCUUGACUAGGCCCCGCACCGGCACCGGGAUCGUCCCAUUAAACCUCCACUUUGCAAACCUGA
Molecule: messenger RNA, 2368 nt
Organism: Echinops telfairi (small Madagascar hedgehog)
Lineage: Eukaryota; Metazoa; Chordata; Mammalia; Afrosoricida; Tenrecidae
Gene: RNPEPL1
Product: arginyl aminopeptidase like 1
Exons: 11
Biological process (GO): proteolysis
Molecular function (GO): metalloaminopeptidase activity; zinc ion binding
Source: RefSeq, a predicted model, not a curated record